This is a messenger RNA of Microsporum canis CBS 113480, 564 nucleotides long. RefSeq lists its product as hypothetical. The coding region runs from base 1 to 564 and encodes 187 amino acids. NCBI's taxonomy places the organism in Eukaryota, Fungi, Ascomycota, Eurotiomycetes, Onygenales, Arthrodermataceae. The transcript has a single exon. The record is from RefSeq and is a predicted model, not a curated record.
AUGCCGGAGCCCACCUACAAAUCCACAUCUACAAGCUCAUCUACAACUCCAGAAAUCGACACUCCCAGCUCCUCUACUUCAAAUCUCUCGGACGAUGGCAUCCGCCUCUCUCCUAAUGGACUCUACCUGACUCUCAGCGAAAUCGGCCAGCACGAGAACUACCACUGGGCCUUGCUAGUCGCCAACUCAACCACCACCGGCACGCGACUGCAUCAGUUCCGACCCAACGACGAAUCUGAAUGGCAGUAUACCACACAAGCUGAAGAUGUUGCUACGUCACGCGAUAUGCUGGUGGCUCUCAAGGUAGGCGAGCUACCUGACAUCAACCCCGAGUGGAUGGCGGCCAUAGACGAGUGUGUUCGCUCUGCGAAUCUACGGGAAUCAGAGAAAUUUUCAUGUCGGGCAUGGGUGAUGGCUGCUGUGUAUGCCUUGGCGGACGGCGGGUUUAUUGAUCUGGAACCUUGUUGGGUGAAGGUUGGCAUGGUAGAGGAGGAAGCGAAGGCGUUGGUGGCUGGCGCAACCUCGCUGGAUACUAAGAUCGUGGUUUCGAGUAAGUAUCUAUGA